Messenger RNA from Linum tenue, 2567 nucleotides. Lineage: Eukaryota; Viridiplantae; Streptophyta; Magnoliopsida; Malpighiales; Linaceae. The record is from the annotation of a GenBank genome assembly.
GGUUGGAUAAAAUAGAACGGAAACCAGAGCUUAUUCAUUUAUUUAAUUUAUGUACAGAACAGAACAAGCUACCAAUAAUUGCACAAUAUAAAAAUCGAUAAUAAAAAAAUAGCAGAUAGUAUAGAAAACAGCAACAAAAAGCUGAUUAAAGCUAAUCAAAUUUGCAUCUGAGGAAGAGAAUCCAGUUCUUCUUCCUCCCACUCUGCACUCUGUGUUCCUUCCUUCCUCACUCCCAGCCGCUCUGUCCGCCUAUUCCCCUCUCAACCCUCUUUUAGUGCGAAUAACAUCUGUACCGAUUCGAUCUUCGAGAAAUCCUUUCCAUAUUCGGAGUCACAGCAGAAACCCAGAAUUCAACUUUUGGAAAAGGAUAGGGGGCAGUGAGCUAGCGGGGAAUCCAAUUGCAGCGAUUCCGCCCACCUGGCAGCCGAAUUCGGCUACUAUAUAAAGCUAAGGAACAAGCUACUUCAAGAAAUCAAGCUGGCUUUCUCAGACGGAGCUGUGUUGGCCGCCGAGGCCGGAGGAGGUGGACUCGCCGACGAGACCGUUCCUCUUGUAAUGGACGCCGACGGCGGAGGAGGAGGAGAAAGGUUUGGUGGGCAGAGGAGGAAAGUUGGCGAUGAGGAGAAUUUGGCCGUUGAGGUUCCAGAGACUGCCCAUCAGAUUAGCAGCGAUUCAUGGUUCCAGGUAGGAUUUGUUCUUACAACUGGGAUCAACAGUGCCUUUGUACUAGGUUAUUCAGGGACCAUAAUGGUCCCUUUGGGAUGGACUUAUGGAGUGGUCGGUCUAAUUCUGGCCACAGCCAUGUCAUUGUAUGCAAACUCUCUCAUCGCCAAGCUACAUGAGUUUGGAGGGAAAAGGCACAUCAGAUACAGAGAUUUGGCUGGCUUCAUAUAUGGAGAUGGAGCUUAUUAUAUGACAUGGGGUUCUCAGUAUCUGAAUCUGUUCAUGAUCAACACUGGUUUUAUCAUAGUUGCUGGUCAGGCUCUUAAGGCUGCCUAUGUUCUUUUCGACCAAGAUGGUCCGAUGAAGCUUCCAUACUUCAUAGGCAUGGCUGGAUUUGUAUGUGGUCUGUUUGCCAUUUCAAUUCCUCAUUUGUCAGCACUCAGACUCUGGCUUGGAGUUUCAACACUUCUCAGCCUGAUCUAUAUCAUUAUCGCCUUUGUGCUCACGAUUAAAGAUGGGGUCAAUGCACCUCCCAGAGACUACAGCAUCCCGGGGACAACUACAAGCAAGAUCUUCACAACCAUUGGAGCAACUACCAAUCUUUUCUUUGCAUUCAACACAGGAAUGCUCCCAGAGAUACAGGCAACAAUAAAGCAACCAGUAGUGAAGAACAUGAUGAGAGCACUCUACUUCCAGCUCACAGUUGGUGUUCUGCCAAUGUAUGCCAUCACUUUCAUUGGCUACUGGGCUUACGGAUCAUCCACAUCAACCUAUUUGCUUAGCAGCGUGGAUGGUCCGGUUUCGCUCAAGGCAUUGGCCAAUAUAGCUGCAUUCUUCCAAUCAGUCAUUUCUCUACACAUAUUCGCGAGUCCUAUGUACGAGUUCUUGGACACGAAGUACAAGAUCAAGGGAAGAGGAUUCACCAUCCAGAACCUGACAUCCAGGAUAGCAGUGAGAGGUGGCUACCUCACCUUCAACACAUUGGUUGCAGCACUGCUGCCAUUCAUUGGAGAUUUCAUGAGCCUUACCGGGGCGAUUAGCACGUUCCCUCUCACGUUCAUUCUAGCAAACCACAUGUACCUAGUGGCUAAGAGGAACAAAUUGAACUCGUUUCAGAAGCUAUGGCAUUGGCUCAACGUGUUGUUCUUUGGGGUUCUGUCGUUUGCAGCACUUGUUGCUGCUCUACGGCUGAUUGCUGUUGACUCCAAAACCUACCAUUUGUUCGCGGACUUGUAAUGGUGGCUUCCCUCCAGAUGCUGCCCUGCCCCACCUGAUUUGUAACGAUCAGGAAAAUAGGCUUAUAUAGUUCAUAAUACAGCGCUGGUACAAACACAGCGUUUCUGUAAAGUGUUUGUGCAAAGAAGUCGCAAAAAUGGCGCUUCAGUUUGUAUUGUUAAUCGAGUAGGGUUUUGAAAUCCUCGAACAAUAACAGUUGCUAAGCACGUUGGAUCCUCCCACAUCCUGGCUUCUGCAAGUCCCUAAAAAUUUGGUCAGUUUGGUCCAAUUUGUGAUUCUUUGACAGUGGUGGUUCGGUUGGAUAGUGACUUUCAGGACUCUGUCAUUCCUUCUCUUCCACAGGUACCAGCAUGAAGUGCUGAUCACCUAGUCCGACAGAAUCCUCAUCAUAUUGGGUCUUUGCUCAAAAGGGAAUUUUUCCCUUACCAAAAAAAAAAAAAGGAGAAAGAAAGGGAAUUUUUCUUUUAAAGCUGGAGAGUGACUGAGCUUUAUUCCUCUAAGGGAAGCUUGGUCCAACUCCUUUGUAAAGAGAGGAAUCAUAUAAAGUUGGUGAGUAGUAUGAAGACUCCAGAUGAAAAAUGAUUUCUUUGAUGUAUGCCUCUUAAAGUUUGGAAAAGGUUGUAAGGAGUGUUUAUUACACACUAUCGAGAAUCUAAUUCAUAGAAAGG